AGCCAAGGCGCUCGUCGGCGCGCUGGGAUGACAUCGCCAAAAGUUCACGCGCCUACCCGAGCCCGAGGCGAUUUCUAAGCAGCGCUCCUGCACUCCACCACCACAUCGCACAAUGUCUUCAGCACCGACCGCCGCCAAUAUGGGCGCAGACCUCAAGGACACCACCGCGCCGCAGACCAAGUACAAGCCGUGUUGUGUCUGCACUGAUCAGAAAGCAAAGCGCGACGAGUGCAUGCUGUUCUCGACAUCGAACGACCCCCAGAAGGAGUGCGCCGACCUUGUUUCGCAGUACAAGACAUGCAUGGCCGGCUACGGGUUUAAGAUCUAAGCUGGCCAGAAGGAUGUAUCAUAAGAAGAUUUAGAGUCACUGUACAACACACAGCAUGAUGGCGUCUAGCAUUAGAUAUGGGUAUUUUACAUUCGCGGUAUAUAUACAAUGUACGACCUCAAUCUUCCCUCCAA
Molecule: messenger RNA, 462 nt
Organism: Boeremia exigua
Lineage: Eukaryota; Fungi; Ascomycota; Dothideomycetes; Pleosporales; Didymellaceae
Product: cytochrome C oxidase copper chaperone-domain-containing protein
Exons: 3
Coding region: 113-328 (71 amino acids)
Biological process (GO): mitochondrial respiratory chain complex IV assembly
Cellular component (GO): mitochondrial intermembrane space
Molecular function (GO): copper chaperone activity; copper ion binding
Source: RefSeq, a predicted model, not a curated record